GGUGACAGUCACACCGAUUGCGAAUAGGACUCUUUUCUGACAUCCCGGAAGAGUAGUUCACCCGGCUCUUCUUUCUCUUUCCUUUUUUCUCCGAUGCAUCUCAUGCUUGCCAUAUUUCCCUUUCAGUAUCAUUCACCUCUUGUGUUUAUUCCCUCCUUUUUUAUUAUCUAUUUACCUUUCCCGAUCAUUUUAAUACCUGCAAUAUGCUUCCAGGAGAAAACCCGUUGGCGAUGUUGGGCGGAGGUUUAUUAUUAUAUUAUACAGCUCGAUGGGAAACCUAGGUAUAUUUCUAUGCGAGGGGGGCAAUAUGACCCGGACGGGCAUAUUAUUACCCCCCCCCCCCCGAGAAGAAAGAAACCAAGAAACCAAGCCAAAAAAUUUCUGAAGAAAAAGAGGAUAAAGGAGUUGGGCGAGGGGUUCCAAAAUGGCGAAAUAGAUGAAAAUGAAAGGGCUGGCAAUUGCCAGCCCUUUUGUUAUCACUCAUUCCUACUAGUUAGAUAUCCAUAUAUCCUUUUUUUUUUUCCCUUUCCUUUUUUUCUUUCAGGAUGCUUGCUACUAUUAAUUAACCCUUUUUUCUCCUUCUCUCUUCUCACAGUUACUAGUCUUUGGCUGCAGUUAUUAUUUUGUUUGUGGGUACCUGUUACAUGGCUCUCCAUUAGCCAGCAUCCUCUUCAAAGGCUCUACUCCGUACCUAGGUAGUGGACCCUGAACAUGUACUCUCCUCCUCAAUCUUACUACUGAUCUGACCUGCUUGAAUGUGGUGGUGGCUUAGUUCUGUGAUGAAAAAGCAAAGGUGAGACAAAGGACAGCUCACAUUGAAUGUGGGUUUGCCAAAAAGUCGAGUGGGAAAACAAAGGAGCAAAUGAAAGAAUAAAAUCAAUGAAAUAUGUGGCUAUACUUUUUCAAGUAGAGAUAGAUAACUACAGAGUAGUAGCAGCAGUGUGCGCCCAAAAAAAAAAGAUGCAAAAAAAAGAAAGAAUGAUAUCAAGUCAAACGCCAACUGGCGCUGCUGGGAAUCGAACCCAGGUCAAUUCGGCCACAACGAAUUAUGAUCACCACUAC
This is a messenger RNA of Aspergillus ochraceoroseus IBT 24754, 1062 nucleotides long. RefSeq lists its product as uncharacterized. NCBI's taxonomy places the organism in Eukaryota, Fungi, Ascomycota, Eurotiomycetes, Eurotiales, Aspergillaceae. The transcript has a single exon. Bases 94 to 699 code for a protein of 201 amino acids. The record is from RefSeq and is a predicted model, not a curated record.